This is a messenger RNA of Trichoderma virens Gv29-8, 666 nucleotides long. RefSeq lists its product as uncharacterized. The record is from RefSeq and is a predicted model, not a curated record. Lineage: Eukaryota; Fungi; Ascomycota; Sordariomycetes; Hypocreales; Hypocreaceae. The transcript has 2 exons. Bases 1 to 666 code for a protein of 221 amino acids.
AUGUGUUUUCACAGGGAAAUCGUUCAGCCAUUGGUCCAGAGUUUCCUGAAUUCAGGUAUCAAGGGCCUCGACGAAUGGGAAUCUCCACCGUAUCGGCGUUAUACCAAAGAGGCUGGUCCCACCUCUGAUAAGGAGACGCCUUACCCAGCCCCUGACGAGCAAAUACGCCGCUUGUAUAUGGCAUUUUAUCGCUACGAGUACGCAUGCAGAAUAUUCCCCCAGUAUAUCUCCAAUAAGAGCGGCCCUAUGGGUGACUGUCACGUUACAGCCAUGAGAGCCAUGAUUCUCGAGUUCCUUAGGGCGUUUACACUGGAGGAGAAGCGAGAUCUUAAGAAAGUCACUGACUGGGUGACGAAUUUAUAUCGCGAACUUAUGAAAAAAGCAAGGAAAGCACACGAAGAAGACUCGAACCCGGAAAAGGGUGCAGCAGUGUUCGUAAGAGACAAUUAUCUUGAACUCGAUCUCAUCAUGCGUGGUCUCGCUUAUUUGAACGGCUGCCUUCCCCAAGAGAAAUUCGACAUGAAAAAGAUGAGAGAGAUUCAAUGCCACUAUGAUAAACUUGCGGACUCUUGGGGGUCUAGCUACCUGACUUUCCUGGAGGACGCCUAUGAUUUCGCAUCUGAUUUCACAGAAUGGAGACCCAUGACUUCGGAACAGCCUUAUUGA